UGUUAUUCCUGCAACGUCAAGGUAACCUGCACCUUGAAGACCAACCUUUGCCCUCAACUUCAAAGCGCAGAUUCUGCCGCGAUACACAACUCCCGGGUUUUUCUAACAGAUAAUCACCCUUCCGAAUCAACACCUUCCACCACUGCCAGACACUUCUUGGAGCAUGGCAGCGAGACGGGUCCCGCUGGACGUGGAGGCGCUGCUUCAGAAGCGGAAAGCGGAAGAAGCGGCCGCAUCCAAGCCUAGGUUCAUUCCCAAAAAAGAGCGCGAGCGCUUGGAAGCAGAAAAGAAAGCAAAGGAAGAAGCGGAGCGAAGACGCCAUGAAGAGCUCAAAAAUAACCCUCCAUUCGAGCGCGCGGGUACAAAUGGCACAAACGGCACCAACGGUGUCAACGGCACCAACGGGGACUACAGAUCAAGGCAUCGUCCGACACAGCAUGACAUACCGACCGGUCCGAAGGCAAUGCGCCCACAUGUUGAUGGCGGCGAGCAUCGGCAAGGUGGAAAGCGCGGGCGACCGAACGACGAGGACCACAAGCGAGCAGAGAUGGAGCGGAAUGACGAGGCGGAACUCCGGGCGCGGUACAUGGGCCCUGAAGUCAACCAGUCCACAUUCUCGGCCAAAAAGAAGAGGAGGAGAACCGCGGCGAACAAGUUUAACUUCGACUGGGAUCCGGAUGACGAUACUAGCAGGCCUUUCGACCCCAUCUACGCCGAACGUCCAGACCCCCUUUUCAGGCUGGCGGGCUACGAACAUUCGGACGAGCUUAUUUUGCGCAAAGCAGAGGCUAUACGGCGCGGCGACCCAGAGACCGGAGAGGAGCGCGCUAGGCAGUUGCUAGAGCAGCAUGAGCGCAUCAAGCAAGCGGCAGAGCGCAAGAACCUUGGCAAGCACUGGUCCGAGAAGAAGUUGGAGGAUAUGAAGGAGCGGGAUUGGCGCAUAUUCAAGGAGAAUUUUGGCAUCGCCACCAAAGGCGGUGCCAUUCCGAAUCCAAUGCGCAGCUGGCAGGAGUCCAACUUGCCUCGUCGUCUGCUUGAAAUCGUUCACAAUGUCGGUUACGACGAGCCGACGCCUAUUCAACGAGCCGCCAUACCCAUUGCGCUCCAGGCGCGAGACUUGAUCGGCGUUGCCGUCACAGGUUCCGGCAAGACUGCCGCAUUCUUACUACCGCUACUUGUGUACAUCUCAGAGCUGCCGCCUCUGAACGAGUACAACAAAAACGACGGACCGUAUGCCCUAAUCCUUGCACCCACCAGAGAAUUGGUACAGCAGAUCGAAUCCGAGGCCAAGAAAUUUGCCACGCCCCUGGGUUUCACGGUAGUCAGCAUCGUUGGCGGUCAUUCCCUGGAGGAGCAAGCAUUUGCGCUUCGAAACGGCGCAGAGAUCAUUGUUGCAACACCAGGUCGUCUGGUAGAUUGCCUUGAAAGGCGGCUGCUGGUGUUUUCCCAGUGCUGCUACAUCAUCAUGGACGAAGCAGAUCGCAUGAUCGAUCAAGGCUUCGAGGAACCUUUGACCAAGAUUCUCGAUGCCCUACCUGUGACGAACGAAAAGCCGGAUACGGAAGACGCCGAGAACCCACAGUUGAUGAGCCGGUAUCUUGGCGGCAAAGACCGGUAUCGGCAAACCAUGAUGUACACGGCAACUAUGCCGCCAUUGGUGGAGAAGAUUGCCAAGAAGUAUCUCCGGCGGCCUGCCAUAGUGACCAUUGGUAAUGCAGGCGAAGCAGUGGACACGGUCGAGCAACGGGUCGAAUUCAUCGCGGGCGAGGACAAGAGGAAGCGCAGGCUCCAGGAGAUCCUGAAUUCCGGGCAGUUCAAGCCGCCAAUUAUUGUCUUUGUCAACAUCAAGCGGAACUGCGAGAUGGUCGCCAAAGACAUCAAAUCAUGGGGCUACUCGACCGUCACGCUACAUGGUAGCAAGACGCAGGAGCAGCGUGAGGCAUCGCUGGCGUCGCUGCGCAACGGCCAGUCGAGCAUUCUGGUGGCGACGGACCUGGCAGGUCGUGGUAUCGACGUGCCGGAUGUCUCCUUGGUGGUCAACUUCAACAUGCCGUCGAGCAUUGAGGCCUACACGCACCGUAUCGGCCGUACCGGUCGUGCGGGCAAGAGCGGUGUGGCCAUCACAUUCCUGGGCAACGAGGACGCGGACGUCAUGUAUGACUUGAGGCAGAUUAUAUCCAAAUCCUCAAUAUCAAAGGUGCCGGAGGAACUGCGGCGCCACGAAGCCGCCCAGUCGAAGCCCCAAAAGGGCGGCGGCGGGAAGAAGCUGGAGGAGAGUGGGGGUUUCGCUGGGAAGGGGGCCUCAUGGCAGCAGUGAGUCAUGUAUGUAUGGAGUUUGUUCAAUACCUUAUGUAAUUGAUUACAUUGGGCCUACCGGGGGUGUCCCGCUCUAUGGGUUGAAUACGGGAGCUUGGCACUUCUUCUUAUUUUUCUUCGCCAGUCGACGCGUGGACUUGGGGAGCUUUGGAUCGGGUGGUUGGUCAAUCUGAUCUUAUCAGAUGAUCAGAUAAGAUUUCUCCGGAUCUAACAUCCAGAUCAGGCAAUUCCAGAUCUC
Canariomyces notabilis is the source of this 2554-nucleotide messenger RNA. Its product is annotated as Pre-mRNA-splicing ATP-dependent RNA helicase PRP28. The coding region runs from base 164 to 2317 and encodes 717 amino acids. The record is from RefSeq and is a predicted model, not a curated record. NCBI's taxonomy places the organism in Eukaryota, Fungi, Ascomycota, Sordariomycetes, Sordariales, Chaetomiaceae. Gene Ontology annotation, molecular function: nucleic acid binding; RNA helicase activity; ATP binding. The transcript has a single exon.